This is a messenger RNA of Chondrus crispus (carragheen), 2307 nucleotides long. RefSeq lists its product as hypothetical. NCBI's taxonomy places the organism in Eukaryota, Rhodophyta, Florideophyceae, Gigartinales, Gigartinaceae. The record is from RefSeq and is a predicted model, not a curated record. The transcript has a single exon. The coding region runs from base 1 to 2307 and encodes 768 amino acids.
AUGGUCGUUCGUGUUAUCAACGAACGAAUCGUCCACACCUGGGUACCCAACGGCUUUUUCGUCCUGCACUUGUCGAAAUUGGAUGAGCAUGCAAUCGUCGGAGCUGCGACUUGCGCCCGUGGAGGAGUAAACUGGAUUUGGCUGGCUUCAUCACACGGAUACCUCCGUCGAGUGAGGCUUGAGCGAGAGACAGCUUCAACAAUACAUCUUGAAGAGCACUUCCUCUCGGGUCGGUUCGAAAGCGUCAAAAAGCAUGCUGCUGUUCAAUCUGACCACGCUUGUUCUCUUGAUAUUGGAGAUUUAUACUCCAUCAGCACGGCCAAUGCUAAAUCGUGCUCCUCUGGGCCGCCUCAAGAGCGUUGCAACUGCGUUAUUGAGGUAUUUGCGACACGGGGAUACACAAGGGUUGGUGCGCAUGACGGUCUGGUUUCGAAACCGUGCUCUCUAACCUGGCAAGGUUCCACAGAUGGAGUGGCACUUGUGCAAGUGGUGAGGGAAGGUCCAUUGCGGAAUGCCAUUGUCCAACCAGGCUUUAGCUCACCAGCCUUGAUUGUGACUGCUGCCACGGGUUCAGUUCGAGUAGUACCUGGCUCUAGUUAUUUUUAUGUCCACAACCAUAUGACUGAAGGCUCGGGACUUAGGGAGGUCGCAAAUAUGAACCAGACUCCAGUUUGGCAGACGCCAAGCCGCGGAAAUGACUUUUUCGUUGUUCUUGGCUGCUUUCGCGCUGGGAUUGUUCUUUUUCCUGGCAAGCAUGGAACCCUCAGCGUGUCUCGUUUCGUCUUGAAGGGAGGGUCCAACAAGCUCACACCUUACAGUGUUGUUAUUGUCGAGGCCACCGUAAACAGCCUCACGAUCGAGGAGAUCAGCACUGGUCGAAGAACGAGCUUCGCCUUUGAUCGAGAAAAUUCGACUAUGAGAAUUGAUCUUGACAGCAAGAGGAGGUUGACCACGAUAAGUAACUACGUGACCGACGAGGACCAAUCCUCGACCUUCAGAAAUCUCUUGCGUGGUAUUGAAACACUGGGGGAACGCGAGAAGCUGUAUGAGUCAGAAUGUAAAAGCAUUGAAGAACUCAUAUCCUCUUACAAUGUAGCCCUGAUCUUUGUUAGUGAAUGGAAGGAAAGGAACAGCGUGUCAAAAGGCUGUUUCGGCAGGAAAGCCUCAUGCAAGAUUGCUGUGGAUCUUUCGUCUGCAACAGCUUCACCGCGGCUUCAACUUCCUAAUCCUUUGCUUGGACGAGAAGUUUUUGCCACUGUCUCCUUCAGGAACGAAACUAGCGUUACUUUAGGAGAUGGCUGGAUGCUGAGGGUGGGGGUCUUCACGGACAGAGACUUCAAACAAUACAACGAAAUGAAUGUGUCACACGCGAUCAACAGCAACAAACGCACGAUCGAUGGGAAUACUCAAGUGAGGAGGGUAAUGAGUUACCCACUGAAGAAGGUAGCCCCAGGAGCGGUUCAGUCUGUUUCAUUUCCUGUGAUCAUUGAUUCGCACGCCCCAUUUAACGUUUCGGUGGCACUUGCCUUCCACCAUCCUGUCGCUUUUGCGCUUUCAGAAGAUCAUGUCGAUAUCGAAGUUCCUCUGCUUGAGAAUUUCACGCUUGACAUUUUACGUCUUUCAAGGCCAUCCCGGAACACAGAUAUCAAAGAUACAAGUCAUGAAUUGCUUUCCUCUCCCCAAGUCAUGGGUCUACUGAACCCUUCAAUUGUAGAAAAGCAACGAGGGUACCCAACAAUCUCUCGCUUCGAGGUUCCUUUUUCUCCUCGCGAUGUCAGGGAGGCUCUUUCCUUCACAGAGCCUUCGGCUUCAUUUGAGACACCCCUAGGAGCUCAUUUUACUGUCACCGUGGCUGAUGUAUCUUUGCGAGAUGGACGUAAGACUGUUCAGCUAAGCGCAAGCUCAGUCGCCCUGCGUGGUGUGCCACAUGUUUUGCCGUAUGUAAGGGCAGCUAUACUCCGGUUACUGUUGCAGGCUGUAUCGCAUAACUCGAUCAGAUUGAGGAGGAUUGCGGUCCGUGAUCGCGAGAAUAUCAAGAACUGGCUCCAGUUGGUAGUACAGACUUCGGAUGAGUGCCUACCAACAUUGCGCAACGCAGAAACAAAGCUCGUAGAGGCCUUGAGGUGUUUCCGCGGUAACAAAGAUGGAGAGAACGAUGGGCUCUAUCACGACAAUCAGAAACGAGACGCAACUCUCUCCGCGUUUCAAAGCGCGAAGGACCUAUACAUUAUGUGGCGACGCGAGAACGAACGGUUGUGGACUCCGAAAGGAGCAGCAAGUGUCUCUGAUAAAAAGCAUGUUGUAUGA